CUUUGCCUAGCGGUAUAUUUAUAUGGCCUCGGGAGUGCUGUGAAGUGAUAAGCAUCCUACCUCGAGCAAAGAGAGAGAGAGAGAGAGAGAGAGAGAGAGAUCGAUCUGUGACGGCAUUUAUGGUCGAUGGAGUUACAGCGGAGUGGACGUGGACACAGAAGACUUUCUGAGGAGUGAAGCUCGACAAUUCACGAAUUCGGGGACUCGGAUUGAUCAGCAGUGGAGGCGAGGGCUGGCCGCUGCAGAUGGGUAAAGGCAGUUUCGGUCCUGGGCCAUCCUGGUCUCAGAGUAAGCUGAAGGCUGGAUGGUUAGAAAUGAGAGCGCUGAUGGGAAUGUGCACGGUUUUGGCAGUAGCUGCAAUAGUGGUGACCACUCUCUAUUAUCCCUUCGAAGGUCUAGGAUCCUUCGAGCUCUCCAGUAGCCACUGCGACUGCGAGGCGCAGCUGCAGUGGAGCAUUCAGCUGGAGCAUGAAAAGCAAGAGCACCUGAGGCAAAUGCUGACAACCAUCGGCCUCAGCACUUCUCGUGCUGAGCAGCAGCAGGCGAUUUCGAGGCCAUCCAACUGCUGCACAAAGUCCGAAUUCCCUCCAGAUCCACGUUCCACCGGAAAACCGCACAUCCUCCGAGAGUGGGAGACACCGGCAGUCGUCGAGGGAAAGGAAUGGGAGAAAUUGCACGAGGCCAGCUACGGCGUGCCGAGGAAGUUCGUCCCGCUGGGCAGCGCCGCGUUCCUCUUCGUGCAGUUCGGAGCUUACAGAGGCGGCCGGAACUCGUUCGCCGUGGUGGGCCUCGGACCGAAGGGCCUCCACGUCCACGGCAAUCCGGAAUUCCAAUGCAGCUGGGAAUCCUCCGAUGCCUCGAUCACAAUCCCGGGCAAUGCCACCAAGUACUUGCCCGACUGGGGCUACGGGAAGCAGUACACCGUGGUGGUAGUGAACUGCACAUUCCCGUCCGACGUGGGAGCCGACGGAAGCGGAGGCCGCUUGGCCAUGGUGGCCACGCACGGGAGCUGGGACAGCACGGGGCUGGAGGACGUGGCAUUCGAAGCGCUGACGGAGCAGCCGGGCGAGGUCGACGGGGCUGCAUUCCAGCCCCCGUAUCGGUACGAGUACCUGUACUGCGGGUCGCCUCUGUUCGGCUCGAUCAGCCCUCAGCGGAUGCGCGAGUGGAUUUCGUACCACGCGAUGCUCUUCGGGCCGCGGUCGCAUUUCAUCCUGUACGACGCCGGCGGCAUCCACGACGAGGUGCGCCGGAUUCUGGAGCCCUGGGUCAAGCUGGGCCGAGUGACCGUGAUGAAUAUUCGGCAGCAGAUGCGCUACGACACUUACUACUACAACCAGUUCCUGGUCGUCAACGACUGCCUCUUCCGCGCCAAAGCUCUGGCCAACUGGACUUUCUUCUUCGACGUGGACGAGUUCCUCCACGUGCCCUGGUACAUGACCUUCGACGCCGUCAUGACGGAGCUCCGGACUCUCGGCCGCAGAGCCACGCAGGUCGUUUUCGCGCAGAAACCCAUCUCCCACAACCACUGCGCCGGCAACGUUUCCUCCAGCUCAGAUGGAAAUAUGUCCAGCCUGUGGGCGAUGGAGAAGUUGACGUACAGGCGCACGCAGAUCACGGAGACAAAUGGAUUUAUGGACAAGAAGUUCGCCAUACAAGCGAGAUACGCGUUGUCGACGGGGGUACACCGAUCGGAAGAUUUGAUGUAUUCAGAACAAGGCUUGAAGUUGGAGAACGCGACGUUGUACGAGGACUGGAGAUUGCACUACUAUCACUACCACAACACUAUAAAUCACCGUCAGGAGGUAUGCGAGCAGUUCGUGGACCCAUCCAUACGCAAUGCCACCAGGCUGGAUAAUGUGGUGCAUGAAUUCGACGACACGAUGGUGCCAUUGGCCGCGCAAGUGAGAGACUUUGAGCUCCGAACGGUGGGAGAAUUGCCGACGAUCAUUUAGACUCCUUGCGUGUUUCUCACUAACGAAUCACACUUCCAUCAUCAGCUGCGCAAUAUACGGUCCUCUCCGACAUAGUUCGUCUUAUUUUUGUGUUGAACGUCAGUCCAUCAACGGAAUCUCGUUCAGCACAGGAAUCUGCAUCCUCAUCGAUCAAACCCUGCGCCGUGCUCCAGAACACCACCACUGCACACCAAUCUGCGAAGGAUUAUUGCAGUCGGUCAAGAGACAUGCAGAACAAAGGGUCGCCCUUCCUCGAAAUCCGACGACCGAUUAAAGAUGGAGCUCAUGCUGAGAGACACACAACGUCGCCAUUUACAAGGUUGAAGCUUCGAGACCCACAAGAGGUUUGUGCUGCUCGGCCUUCUCUCUGCUUGUCCUUGUAAGAGAGCAGCCUUUUAAGCUACAUGGUCUCCUAAUCGGGGCGGAUCCUGAAGUUUGAUCUAAUUUAUUGACUCUCACCUCGAGAUCACGGUCGGUGGGAUUUCUUAUGUUCACAUACUCGAGUCUCAUUUGAAGUUGAAGUCCGUUUAGAAAGGUGAUAGUAGAACUCGAAGGUGGUGAUCUUAAAGUCCGAUUAUUUAUACAAUGCAUUAUUCCUCUCUACCAGUCUUGGUAUCCCCGUAGAUUGAGUUGGACAGUACAUGACUUGUAUAUAUAAUACCUUCCACUGAAGCCCUGAAUAAUAUUCACAAUAACAGGUGUGGACAAUCUUCUUCUCGUACUGAUAAGGGAUUGAUUU
Molecule: messenger RNA, 2694 nt
Organism: Marchantia polymorpha subsp. ruderalis
Lineage: Eukaryota; Viridiplantae; Streptophyta; Marchantiopsida; Marchantiales; Marchantiaceae
Source: the annotation of a GenBank genome assembly